AUGUUAUGGCUUUCUUUCUUGGAUAUUAGUGAGAACCACUUCUUUGGAAAUCUACCAAGUUGUAUUGCCGACAUUUUGUACCUUUCGGUCCUUAAUGCUGCAAGAAACAAUUUGAAAGGAAAUCUGAUGACUGGACUUUGUUAUAUGAAUGAACUUGAAUCGUUGGAUCUCUCUAAAAAUCAUUUCUUUGGCCAAGUUCCAUCUUGCUUCAACAUGACUCGCUUAGAAUAUUUGAAUUUAAGAGACAACGAACUCACAGGACACUUUCCAAAUGCUUUAUCAAAUCUGUCUUUAUUGACAUUAGAUUUGGGCAAUAACCAUUUUGUCGGUCAUAUUCCUAGUUGGAUAGGGAUUACCCUUAAACUUUUGAAGAUAUUCUCUUUGAAAGGAAACCAUUUUGAUGGAUCGAUUUCAAUGCAAAUUUGUAAUUUAAGAUUUCUACAUAUUCUUGACCUUUCUCACAAUAAUUUGUCAGGGCAUAUACCUUCUUGUUUGCAUAAUAUAGGGCACAACUCCAAUUUGAAUUACCAAUUUACCAUAGGAACUGAUACCGAAGACAUUCAAGCUAAUGUGGGUGGCUAUGAUGUUUUCCCAAGAGAUUACAUUACUAAUAUUUUUUUAAACUCACUGGAGAAGUCACAAGCAAUUAUAUAUGAGUAUAUCGAGUUUGCAACAAAGCAAAGAUCAGACCGUUACCGAGGGAACAUUUUACAAUAUUUAUCAGGAAUAGACUUGUCUUGCAACCAAUUAGUUGGCAUGAUCCCAGAGAACAUGGGUGAAAUGACUUGGCUCCAAGCUUUGAAUUUGUCCAAUAAUCGAUUGACUGGUCCAAUACCUACUACACUAUCAAGCUUGAGAGAAAUUGAAAGCUUAGACCUCUCCCACAACAUGUUGGUUGGACGAAUACCUCCGCAACUUGCAGAACUCAAUUAUUUAGAAGUCUUCUCUGUGGCAUAUAACAACCUUUCUGGUCCAACAAUAGGUUUGGUCGCUCAGUUCAGUACAUUUAAUGAGAGUAGCUAUAAAGGGAACCCUUAUCUUUGUGGUCCUCCAUUAAAGAAGAAUUGUACCUCCAUGAUACCAUCAUCUCCAAAACAACAUGGGCAAGUCACAAAUGUUUUUCAUGAUGAUAACGAAGAAGGAAAGGACCGUCUCAUAUUAUUUGCAUCAAUUGCACUUGGUUUCAUAAGUGGUUUUUGGGGAUGGAUGGCUCUACUAUUCUUCAAGAGAAAUUUGCGAUAUUCCUUCUUUCUGGCGAUGGAUGGAUACACAGAAGAAGCUAUUGACAUGGUGAAAAGUCUUUUGUCAAAGAUGAAGUCAUGUUGGUAG
Messenger RNA from Dioscorea cayenensis subsp. rotundata (Guinea yam), 1329 nucleotides. RefSeq names its product receptor-like protein EIX2. Gene Ontology annotation, molecular function: protein binding. The record is from RefSeq and is a predicted model, not a curated record. The transcript has a single exon. NCBI's taxonomy places the organism in Eukaryota, Viridiplantae, Streptophyta, Magnoliopsida, Dioscoreales, Dioscoreaceae. The coding region runs from base 1 to 1329 and encodes 442 amino acids.